Molecule: messenger RNA, 1091 nt
Organism: Scomber scombrus (Atlantic mackerel)
Lineage: Eukaryota; Metazoa; Chordata; Actinopteri; Scombriformes; Scombridae
Exons: 5
Coding region: 1-1029 (342 amino acids)
Biological process (GO): response to bacterium
Source: RefSeq, a predicted model, not a curated record
AUGGCAUCUCCAAAGGUUGUUUUUUGUCUGAUGUGUUUGUCCUUAGGGAAAAUAGCUCAGAUGACUGAUCUGAAAUUCUCCUCAUCUGUUCGCCAAGAGAAAGGUUUUGUGUCUGUUAAUACCGGGGACAGCUUGACGUUGCAAUGUUUCUAUGAAGGUGAUGUUGCAAGGCUUUACUGGUAUAAGCAGACACUAGGGCAGAAACCAAGGCUAGUCUCCACCUUCUAUAAGUACGAAAGAAAUGGCAUUUUCCAUGAUGAAUUUAAGAACAAUCCACGCUUCACACUAGAUACUAGCCUCAAUAAAAAUCAGUUGAAGAUCACAGAUUUGCAGAUUUCAGACUCAGCUACUUACUACUGCGCAAGUAGCUACACAUUUAUUUUAGAAUUUGAGGAGGGAAUGAUUGUCAGUGUAAAGGGUUCAGGUUUUGACAUCCAAGCUUUGGUCCAUCAGUCGGCAUCUGAGAGCAUCCAGUCAGGAGGUUCUGUGACUCUGAACUGUACAGUACACACUGGGACCUGUGAUGAUGGAGAACACAGUGUUUACUGGUUCAAAAACUCUGAAGAAUCUCAUCCAGGACUCAUUUACACACAUGGAGGCAGGAAUAAUCAAACACCCACCUGUGUCUACAACUUGCCGAUGAAGAGUCUGAAUCUUUCUCAUGCUGGGACCUACUACUGUGCUGUCGCCUUAUGUGGACACAUACUGUUUGGAGAUGGGACCAAGUUGGUCGUUGAGCGUGAGGUGGAUUAUUUUGUCUUGGGGAAUUUCUGGCGCGGGGCUUUCGCCGUCACCACCAUCCUGGUUGGUGUACUGGGUAUCUUAGUAUGUGUGAUGAACAAGAGAAACCUCUCUCCUUGUGAUGAUGCUCAUAGAAUAAUUUCAGCUGCCUCAAAAAGAAAUGCAAAGGAUUACCAAUGUGGAGAUAACCUCCAUUACUUUGCUUUGAUGGAGAUCAAGAUCAACAAAGCAAGAAGACAGACAGACGACACCUGGAGUGAAUGUGUGUACUUUAGUGUAAAACAGUAGAGCUGAACAUGUUCUAUCUUUGUGUUUAAUCAGACAAGAUCUCAUUAGUGUCUUUUUAAGAG